Vespa crabro (European hornet) is the source of this 2451-nucleotide messenger RNA. RefSeq names its product prolyl endopeptidase. Bases 104 to 2380 code for a protein of 758 amino acids. Gene Ontology annotation, cellular component: cytosol. The record is from RefSeq and is a predicted model, not a curated record. Gene Ontology annotation, biological process: proteolysis. Gene Ontology annotation, molecular function: oligopeptidase activity; serine-type endopeptidase activity. The transcript is spliced from 14 exons. Lineage: Eukaryota; Metazoa; Arthropoda; Insecta; Hymenoptera; Vespidae.
UAAGAGGGGGCAAUUAAGGCCAUUGGAUAAGAACAUAUAUCUUCUUACUCUCAUCCUGGAGACCCCUUGGAUUUUCUAUCAAUUUGUAAUACGAUCGUUCAAUAUGCAGUUUUUUAGGUGUGCCAUAGGGAUCGACAGAAACGUUUUAAGAAAUACGCUAAGCUCUGUUAACUUACAUCUAAUCCGUAUUUCAUCGUUUUCUAAGACGACACAAGCUUUUUACGAUCGUGGACCAAGGAACAAGAUUAAAUCAACAACAAUGACAAAAUUAGAAUAUCCAGUUGCUCGUCGCGACGAAUCUAUUGUUGAAAAAUAUCACGGUGUUGAGAUAUGCGAUCCAUAUAGAUGGUUAGAAGAUCCAAAUUCAGAAGAAACAGAAUCUUUUAUCGAAGCGCAAAAUGCAUUGACCAAACCAUAUUUAGCUUCGUGUAAAUGGCGUCAGGAUAUUCACGAUAGAUUAAAACAAUUAUGGAAUUUUCCUAAAUAUAUGUGUCCUGCCAAACAUGGAAAUAAAUAUUAUUUUUAUAAGAAUACCGGUUUGCAAAAUCAAAGCGUAUUAUAUGUACAAGAUACCUUGGAUAGCGAACCUAGAAUAUUUCUCGAUCCAAAUACUCUUUCUGAGGAUGGCACUGUUGCAAUAUCAUCUAGCAAAUUUAGCGAAGAUGGUAGUAUUUUUGCAUAUGGAUUAUCCAGUAGCGGUUCAGAUUGGAAUACAAUACAUUUUAUCAAUGCAGAUACCGGUGAAAAAUAUCCUGAAGUAUUGGAAAGAGUAAAAUUUUCACCUUUGACUUGGACUCAUGAUAAUGUGGGUGUCUUUUAUGGACAAUAUCGUGAUCAAAAAGGAAAAGUUGAUGGAUUAGAAACACAAGAUGAUCAAAAUCAGAAAUUGUGCUAUCAUCGUGUAGGUACACCACAGUCAGAGGAUGUGGUUGUAGUAGAAUUCCCAGAAGAACCAUUGUGGAGGAUAGGAGCACAAGUUUCUGAUUGUGGAAAAUGGUUAAUUGUUACACCAGUAAAAGAUUGUCGUGAUAAUCUAGUGUACUUCACAGAAUUAAAACCUGACUCUAAAAUAGAUGGUUUGUUGCCGCUUACGCAAGUUGUUGAUAAACUCGAAGCCGAUUAUGAAUACGUGACGAAUGUUGGUACCAAAGCUAUAUUUCGUACAAACAAGAAUGCACCAAACUUCAAGUUAAUAGCAAUAGAUUUGGUAGAUUAUAAAGAAGAUAAAUGGACUGAAUUGUUACCUGAACAUCCUGAUAACGUUUUAGACUGGGCUACCGCAGUCGAUGGCGAUAAGUUUGUUGCCUGUUACAUACAAGAUGUUAAAAAUAUUUUGCAAUUGCAUAGUUUAACAACUGGAAAAAUCCUUAGAACAUUUCCAUUAGACGUUGGUACGAUCAUUGGUUUUUCUGGUAAUAAAAAAUAUUCCGAAAUAUUUUAUCAAUUCACAUCCUUUUUAACGCCUGGUGUCAUAUACACGACUGAUCUUAAAAAUGACGACGAACCAAAAGUAUAUCGCGAAAUCAAAGUGAAAAAUUUCGAUCCGUGUUUAUAUAAAACGUCACAGGUAUUUUAUACUAGUAAAGAUGGUACUCAAAUUCCCAUGUUUAUCGUUAUGAAAAGUGACGCAGUUUUGGACAAUUCUAUGCCAGCUUUACUUUAUGGAUAUGGUGGUUUCAAUGUUAGUGUCCAACCGGUAUUUAGCGUAACAAGGCUUGUCUUUGUCCAACAUUUAAAUGGUGUUCUUGCUAUUCCAAAUAUUCGCGGUGGAGGAGAAUAUGGAGAAAAAUGGCACAAUGGUGGUCGACUAUUUAAUAAGCAAAAUGUAUUCGAUGAUUUUCAAUGUGCAGCAGAGUAUCUUAUAGACAAUGGCUAUACUACAUCUAGUAAAUUAACUAUCCAAGGAGGAAGUAAUGGUGGAUUAUUGGUAGCUGCUUGUAUAAAUCAACGACCGAAUUUAUUUGGUGCUGCUAUCGCACAAGUCGGUGUGAUGGAUAUGUUACGCUUUCAUAAGUUUACGAUCGGUUCUGCUUGGGUCUCCGAUUAUGGAAGUUCAGAAGAUCCGAAGCAUUUUGAAAAUUUAAUUAAAUAUUCACCGUUACACAAUAUUAAGAUACCAGAAGAUGGUUCUCAAUAUCCAGCUACGUUGCUUUUAACAGCCGAUCACGAUGAUCGUGUUGUACCGUUACAUAGUCUUAAGCUGAUAGCCACGUUACAAUAUACGCUUGGAAAUCUACCAAAUCAAACAAAUCCAUUAGUUGCAAGAAUAGACACGAAGGCUGGCCAUGGCGGUGGGAAACCAACCACUAAAGUUAUCGAGGAGAACACAGACAUAUUAUCGUUCAUCGUCCAAGCUUUGAAUUUAACAUUCAAGCUAUAACGUAUGUAAAUGUUAUUAUAUACUACUGUUUGUACAUCUUCUAAAAUUAUUACGGGGUGUGGUUUCAGGUA